Schistosoma turkestanicum is the source of this 328-nucleotide messenger RNA. The record is from the annotation of a GenBank genome assembly. Lineage: Eukaryota; Metazoa; Platyhelminthes; Trematoda; Strigeidida; Schistosomatidae.
AGAUGACAUGGAAAUAAAUUAUCAUAGAAAAUCAAUGAAAAAUAAUAAAUCAACUAUUCAUGAGCAUAAUAUAAAUCGUCGACAUUUUCAUAUUGAACUAUUGAAUGAUCAACAUAUCUCAUGUACAGAAUAUGUUCGUUUAAAUGCAUCAGAUAUAAAAUUAUGCAUGGAAAAUGAAAUGAAAUUGUUACAAAACAAUAAUAAUGAAGCUCAGAACGAACUAGAAAUUGAUUGGAUUAAAACAAUUGAUGAAUCACCCGAGAAUAUUGAACCAAUUUUGGAAUAUUUUGGAUCAAAUAAUAAACGACAACAAUCUGUGAAUAUUAAA